UUCUUCACUGAACUGGAUGAAGCGUGGAGGACAUUUGACUGGAGAGAGAAGGAAAUGCUGAAAAGACGUCUAGAAAAGUUUACUCUGAGUAAUCCAGAUGUGAAAAACAUGAAGAUCCUGGUGGCUGGACAAAUUGGAGCAGGGAAGUCCAGCUUUAUUAACUCUGUCCUUAGUGUCUUUCAAGGAGAAAUAGUUAAUGAAGCAAUAGCUGAAGAUUUGGGAUCAGCCGCCAGUCACAGUUCCACAAAAAAACUGAGAGCAUACCGCAUCAGAAGUAAAGAUGCAGAUUUGCCUUUUGAAUUAUGUGACAUAAAAGGUUUAGAACCUGAAAAAAUAUCUGAGUGUCAAAUAGAAGACAUUUUCAGCCAUAUUUCAGACAUAUUUGGCCAUGUGAAGAAGGGAUAUAAAGUAUUCUGCCUAGUUUACAUCAUAGAUGCAAGUACAAUCCAAUUCGCUGCAGAUGAUAAGAUAAUUACAGAGAAACUGAGGAAGAUCCGCCAGACCAUCAAUGAUAAAGGGAUUCCUCAAGUGAUUGUCAUGUCUAAAGUGGAUGAAGCAAGUUAUCUGGUCAAAAAUGAUCUAAAGAUGGUCUACAGAAGCCAUAUCAUCAAAGAGAGGAUGGAGUUGUGCAGUGCCAAAAUGGGUGUUCCAGUGAGCCACAUCUUCCCAGUGAAGAACUAUCAUAAUGAGAUUAACACAAACGAUAAUGUUGAUGUUUUGAUUCUCAAGGCAUUUGAUCAGAUUGUGCGUUCUGCUGAUGCAAGACUGAGGCGUGGUGAUUCCAACACGGUAUCGAGCAGGAUUCCCAUCUUCAAUUAA
Molecule: messenger RNA, 819 nt
Organism: Sinocyclocheilus grahami
Lineage: Eukaryota; Metazoa; Chordata; Actinopteri; Cypriniformes; Cyprinidae
Product: interferon-induced protein 44-like
Exons: 7
Biological process (GO): immune response
Molecular function (GO): GTP binding
Source: RefSeq, a predicted model, not a curated record